AUGGAACCUUUUCAAAAGAAAGGAGUUAUUCAGAGAUAUAGAAGAAGGCUGAAUAUGGAGACUGCUUAUGCAAAUAUUAAUGGGCAAAUAUGGUUAUUUUUUGAUUCAGUAGUUGAAUGGGAACUAGUGGAGGAUACUGAACAACAAGUAACAGUGAAAGCACUUCACCAUGACUUGGGACAGCACAUGAUGAUGACAUUUGUCUAUGCCAAGUGUUCAGCAAUAGAGAGGCUAGAAUUAUGGGAUCAUUUGUAUUAUCUAGCAAGUUAUAUGAAGCUGCCAUGGUUAGUAGGAGGAGAUUUUAAUGUAGUGUUGCAUGAAGAUGAGAAGAUAGGGGGGUUUGCCUUGGAACAUCUUAUUAGAACUGGAUCAGAUCAUGCUCCUUUGCUGAUGACUUGUGGUGAGCAGAAUGUCACUUGUGUCAAGACAUUCAGAUUUUUAAACUUCUGGAUCAAACAUGCUAAGUUCAAGGAGGUGGUGAAGCAGAGUUGGGAAGCUGACUUUAUAGGUGAUCCUUUUAUUAUGUUCAAGAAGAAACUCAAGAAAGUAAAAGCAACUUUAUCAAAAUGGAGUAGGGACACUUUUGGAGAUAUAUUCAAGCAAUUGGCUAUAAUUGAAGAUAUAGUUAAGGCUCAAUCAGAGUUGAAGAAAUAUCUGAGCAUAGAGGAGCAAUAUUGGAAACAAAAGGCUGGUCUGAAUUGGUUUGGUGAGGGGGACAGGAACACUAGCUUUUUUCAUAAUCAUGUGAAUGGAAAAAGAAAGAAGCUACAGUUAAAAAGGAUCCAGAAUUCUAGUGGGGUGUGGAUUGAAAAUCAAGAGCAAAUGGCUGAUGCUGCAGUGGAGUUCUAUAAAAGAUAG
Nicotiana attenuata is the source of this 858-nucleotide messenger RNA. RefSeq lists its product as uncharacterized. The transcript has 3 exons. Lineage: Eukaryota; Viridiplantae; Streptophyta; Magnoliopsida; Solanales; Solanaceae. Bases 1 to 858 code for a protein of 285 amino acids. The record is from RefSeq and is a predicted model, not a curated record.